Molecule: messenger RNA, 1059 nt
Organism: Closterium sp. NIES-65
Lineage: Eukaryota; Viridiplantae; Streptophyta; Zygnematophyceae; Desmidiales; Closteriaceae
Source: the annotation of a GenBank genome assembly
AUGAGAACUCCACCAUCGUGUUCCUUCCACCUGCAGGCGAGGAGGGGAAGAGGGAAGCAGGGGACGAGGGGGUUACAGCUGCCUGAGCUGCUCAUGGUGCGGCUGGCAAUGGGAGUGUGUCAAGACGGGGAAACCAUCGUCCUGCCAGCAGCCCCAGCGCCCAGCAAGGGAGAAGCUGCCACGGGGGAAGCGACUCAGGCGUCGGCACCAGAGGCAGGGGGGGAGAGCGCGAACAGCGGGCUGCCCGCAGAGAAGCCGAGUGGGGAGGUGGCAGGGAGGGUGAGCGUGCGAGCACACGUGGUGGCGCAGCUGCUGGUGCAGGUGCUGGAAAGGGACGUGUUCUACGAGCUGCGCACUGUGCAGCAGCUGGGCUACAUCGUUUUCCUCAUGUCUCGCAACGAGAAUGCAGUUCACGGCAUCACCUUUAUCAUCCAAUCAAACGUUAAGUCAGCGAGCGACCUGGACGGGCGGGUGGAGGCGUUUCUGCAGGCAGCAGAGAGCAAGCUGGCCGGUAUCACUGAGGAGGAGUUCCAGACCCAUGUGGCAGCGCUAGUGGCGAAGAAGCAGGAGAGGAAGAAGAAUCUGGUGGAGGAGGCGAAUGUGAUGUGGAAGGAGAUCGACGAUGCCAUGCUGGCCUUUGACCGCGUUGACCAGGAGGUGGCGGAGCUCCGAUUGCUGCGCCCAUCCCACGUGGCGCAUUUCUUUGCCUCUGUGGUGAAGCGAGGCGCACCCAAUAGGAGGCUGCUCAGCGUGCAGGUGCAGAGGCAUGAGAAGGAAGCAGCACCCGAGGAAGCAGCAACAACCUGUUCAGUGGAAAACGCCACCGAGCCUGCUGUGGAUGGAUCAGACAGCACUGCUCCCGUCUGUGCCGUAAGCCCUGAGAGUGGAGCAAGUGAUUCUGCCAGUGGAGGCAACGAGCGAGCGAAAGAGUCGGUGGAAGUAUCAAGCAAGGAGAAGAGGGAAGUCAUUGACAACAUUUAUGACUUCAAGCGCUCCCAGGCUCUUUAUCCUUCGCUCAAGGGAAGGCCACUUCCGUCUGGAAUUGUAUCAUCAUCUUAA